AUGGCUCAUUUUAAUGUUAUGGGUUACGCAUUUAAGCCUGUGAGGGACGGGCCUGUAGUGUCUGACUACAUUCUCUCUCUCUCUCUCUCUCUCUCUCUCUCUCUCUCUCUCUCUCUCUCUCUCUCUCUCUCUCUCAGUAUCUCCUGAGGCUACAGUAAAGUGUUUCAGGAGUAUUCCCGGGCGAUCAGCCAGCUGUAUCCGGACAUCCACAUAGAGGGAGAAAACUACCCCCCUUCUCCCCUCAACAGAGUCCUUGGUCAGCUGAUCUCCUGCCUGAAGCUCGUCUCCAUCCUGCUGAUCGUCAGUGGUCAGAAUCCAUUUCUUCUCUUCGGCCUCAACACUCCCCGAGCCUGGACCUGGAGUCAGGACAACAAGAUCUUCUCCUGUCUGAUGGCUUUCUUCCUCUGCAACAUGAUGGAGACUCACUUCCUGUCCACCGGAGCCUUUGAACUCACGCUCAACGACGUCCCCGUGUGGUCCAAGCUGCAGUCGGGUUACGUCCCAAACAUCCAGGAGAUUUUCCAGAUCCUUGACACCCAGCUGAAGAUGAACCAGGUUUAG
Etheostoma cragini (Arkansas darter) is the source of this 561-nucleotide messenger RNA. RefSeq names its product selenoprotein T, 2 (gene selenot2). Gene Ontology annotation, cellular component: endoplasmic reticulum membrane. The transcript is spliced from 5 exons. Gene Ontology annotation, biological process: cell redox homeostasis. Lineage: Eukaryota; Metazoa; Chordata; Actinopteri; Perciformes; Percidae. Gene Ontology annotation, molecular function: thioredoxin-disulfide reductase (NADPH) activity. The record is from RefSeq and is a predicted model, not a curated record.